This is a messenger RNA of Gregarina niphandrodes, 1563 nucleotides long. RefSeq names its product putative transmembrane protein. Bases 1 to 1563 code for a protein of 520 amino acids. Lineage: Eukaryota; Apicomplexa; Conoidasida; Eugregarinorida; Gregarinidae. The record is from RefSeq and is a predicted model, not a curated record. The transcript has a single exon.
AUGGUGUACUCAGCCUUGUUCAUCGCAGCACUGUCUUUUCUCGUACUCACCCUCGUACCGGACAGCCUGGCGUGCUUCGUGGCCCUCAUGGUCUUCGAGUACACGCGCUGUCUCUGGGAGAUCGGGUCGCUGUUGCAUCUAGUUGAAUGUGUCAGCUUCCUCAACUACAUCCGCGUCCUCACUCUGGCUCGUGUCCUUGGCACUUUGAUCGCCAUCACUGCACUCAUUCCGGAGGCCAUUGGCUAUUGGUACCUCACUCCUCCCGAUCUCGCUUCCGAUCUCACUCCCGAUCUCAUUCACGACCCAUUGGCGACCGGUACCUCGAGCGACCCGCUGGUGCUAGGUGGGUUCCCAUUCAUGUGGUGUCACUGUUGCGUGUCGUUGGUACUGUUGUUAUUCGCGUUAGCCCAGUAUCGGUUUCGGGUCUUGUGGGACUCGCCGGCGUUUUUGGUGUUCCAAGAUCGGCACUUUUUGGCAUGGGAGAGUGCGAAGAGUUUAAUGCCACGAACGCAGCUGGUAGCCGUCACAGACGCAUACCGGCGGGUGUACUGCCGAUUGACACUGCCUUCGAACCAGCCGACGCUGCGACGCGGAUUGGUCGCGACCCCCGCACGUGCGUUACAAGUCCUCUGGGUCGUCGCAGCCAACAUCGCCACACGAGCGGCCGCACGCAGUCUCGUUACCGCUCUGGUCGCCGUCUUCGUGGCCACCUACGUCCUCGAAGCACUCGUCAAAGGCUGGGUACGGAACGCGCUACUUUUCCGUCACGGGGAACCCUCUCGGGUACUCGCACUCCUGGUCCUUGAAAUGCUCACACUCCCCGCACUCCUUCUCGCAUACCGCGUCCGCACACGCCGCAGAGACUUCGUUGCACUCGCUGGACUCUCCUGUCUUGCCGUCCUCUUCUGUCUAACCGCACACGUCACCACUCUCGACACACACGGUUUCUCGCAUUACCAACCCGCCUUCACUCUCGCUACCCACCACGCCCUAGACCUCGAGUGGACCUCGAAUGGACCCACCGUUACCGGUCCCACUGGGACGACUCACGGCGGGACCAGUGCCCGGUUGGGUGCCGACUUCGGGUCCGACGGAGAGGCAGUGCCAGCGAACAUGUUUUGGGUCUUCAUCACGUCGGUCGUGACGCUGCGAGUCUUAACUGCGGCGUUGCAGCACAUCGCGCUCUGUACGAUCCUCGAACGCGCAACCGUCGGGUUCCGAGGCACGUUGUUGGGCUUCGUGCUGGCCGUAAGUCGCGCGAUCGAACUAACGGCCAGCGCCAGUCCGACCGUGCUACAGGGUUUCCUCGCGCUCGCCAUCGGCUUUGUCGCUCUGGCGCUCGUCAGCUUUAAACUCGAAAGCUCCAUCGUCAUGCUCGGGGAAGACAAACCCUCUCUCACACGGUCAGCCAGCCGCCAUCGCGCCGACUGCGUCAUCAAGUGCGCUGCCGGCUGGAGUUCCCGCAGCGCCUCGUCCGACUCCGACAUGGCCCCCAUCUCGAAGGCCAGGAAAAAACGUGCCAGGCAAGCCAGACGUGACGAUGGCCCCUACUUCUGGUCCUAA